This is a messenger RNA of Chroicocephalus ridibundus (black-headed gull), 7202 nucleotides long. RefSeq lists its product as uncharacterized. Gene Ontology annotation, cellular component: precatalytic spliceosome. Bases 162 to 2033 code for a protein of 623 amino acids. Gene Ontology annotation, molecular function: single-stranded RNA binding; double-stranded RNA binding; zinc ion binding. The record is from RefSeq and is a predicted model, not a curated record. Lineage: Eukaryota; Metazoa; Chordata; Aves; Charadriiformes; Laridae. The transcript has 16 exons.
AGUGACGAGGUAGCGGAGAGGAGGUUCGAGCUCUUGGAUGCAGUUGGGCGCGCGCGGUCUGCGCCGCCGGUAACGGCGGCGGAGGAGGAGGCGGCGGCGCCAGGCCUGGGCGCCCUGCUGGAGCUAGGCGCCGGGGGGCAGCAGUGAACCAGUUUUGCAGGAUGAGCACUGUGACUGAAGAAGUUAAGCCAGAAGAUGGCAAGCCGGAAUCUGAAAAGAAAAUAUUUUACUGUGAAGUUUGUAAAGUUCCAUGUAUGAGUUCUAUAAGUCUUCAGUCACACUAUCGUGGUGCAAAGCAUAGAAAGAAAGAGAAAGCCCUGAGACUCAAGACUGUCUAUUGUUCUCCAGCUCCAGUCCAAACUCCGAUGAAGUAUGAAACACAGAGACCAGUGAAGAGAGGACUCACAAAGGACAUAACCUGUCUGAAGGAUUUUAUGAAUGAUCCUAAAAGAGAAGAACCUCUAGUUGGUUUAGAACAUGUGGUUGAAAUCAGAUUUGAAGGAAGAAAAGAGCCGCAUUAUGAGUGCAAGCUGUGUGGGUUUAAUACAGAGAUGGCACCUAUGAUAGAACAUCUUAGUGGAUAUAAACACAGAAGAGCAUACAUCUCUAAAGAAUUUCCGGAUAAAAUGAAGAGAAAGACAACAGAUGUAAAAGAAUGCAAAGUCUCGUUUCUCAGACGGAUAGCAGGAGAGCUAGAGAAGACUGAAGGAUUAAAAAUGUAUAAGAUUGAAGGUUACGUAAGACCAAGUACCUCACCCCCAUCAAAGAAGAAAGCAAGGUGGGAAGAUGAUUAUAAGCAUGAGAAUGAUCCUGUUCGGAAACAGAAAGCUCUGGAGUUCUUGGAGACUUUCCACAUCACCUCAGACUCCGAAGCAACACUUGUUGUUCAUAUUACACAGGAACUCACAGAAGCUUUGAAGGCCUUUUGUGAAAAGAAAGCAGCAGUUAAUUAUACUAGCAAUCUGAGGCCACUGAUGUCAGUAUCUCAAGGUGAAUUUCUGGGAAGGAAAAGCAUCCCAAAUCAUUAUAAGCCAUAUGGAAAAUCCAAAGGAAAUUCUAACUGGAAUCAAGGUUUUCUGUCUCAAUAUGAAGAGUGUUCUGCAGAUGCUUCUUUUGCACCCGCUAACUUAUACGGUUACCAAAUAGAUGAUGGAUCAUCUUCCUAUGGACUGAGAUCUAAUGACUGUGCAAUGAUGUCUGCACUCAGGGACUCUUUUGCUCUUCAGACUGGAAGUCCUGCCAGUGGUAUCAGUGAAUGGCUGAGGCAGUUCAGCCGAUCUGCUUCUGGCAGUAAUUCAGCUGGUGGGGCUUCCUCCUAUGAGACAAGUCCAGUGAGUGAGUACUCGGCAGAAUAUAUGUCCAACGAUGUGCGAGGAAAUGAGCUCCCUGAUAACAGAGUCUCGUAUGGUGGGGAAUGUACAAAUUGGAGGAAUCAACAAGCAUGUUCAAAAGCAAGGAGUAUAAGUGACCAAGGAUUACCCUAUCCCAAUUCUUCUGCCUCAUAUCCUUCAUCUGGAAGAUACUCCACAAACUAUCCUUCACAAAGCUAUUCCUCUUACAAGAACGAUGAGUCUGUGAAUACUUGUACAUCUUCUGCAAAUUCUGCUGCUUCAGGAAGAGGUGGCUCCAGGUGGAACGAGGACUCCAUGUGGAACGAGGACUCUAGAUGGGACGAGGACUCUAGAUGGAACCAGGAGUCUGGCUGGAGCAAGGAAUCUAGCUGGAACCAGGAAUCUAGGUGUCAAGGAUUCAGGCAUCAGAAGUCAGACUACAGGAGUGAUUGGGGUUCACAUCAGUACUCGUUUUCUGGCAGUGGUUCGUACAGGGAUUACCAGCAAUUCAGAAGCUCAGAUAAGAUGUUUGAUGAAGAUGCUGUUGGUCUUACUCCCAACAUUUUGAACAGAGUACGAGGAAAGGAUGUACCUACAGUGACCAGGAUGCUCAAACAGUUGGCUCCAUAUUAUCCAGCACUUCAGAAACUAAAUAUUCAGACAUUAGUCAAUGUGCUAAUAGAAACUAGAGGAAAAGAUUAAGGAGCAACAACAGCUGAACUGGAAACAGACGAACAGAUUCAAGAAUCUCCAUUUCUUGGCUCCAGAAAGAGACUGCAUUUAAUUCUGUGUUUGACUGGGUUUGGAAGGGGAAAGGCAGGUAGGGUUUAAUUUUUUUAACAUGGGAAAUAUAGCUGGAACACAAACUUGCACAUAACAAAGGUGAACAUACUAUUUUGUUUAGGCUUUUUUAAUGUAUUUGUUAUAUCUUAGUAUAUUACAGAAAAAAAUCUUUUGUUACUUUUUGAAAAUAUGUUAAUGUUAUUCUGUCAGCAAAAAGCUAAUCACCUUUUUAACACCUUUCCCAACUCAGAAAAAAAGAAAGGUUUACUUUUGUGUUAUCUACUUAGGAAGAAUAGUCAUUGAAAAUACAGGUCCGUUGCAUGAAAAUACAGGUUUACUUUUCUUCACGCAAUUUUAAGGCCAGUUCAGUUAUUUUAAGGCUUUAUAAUGAGUAUAUUUUUAGAAACUGAUACACUACAUUUCCCUUUAGACGAAGAAAGGAGAAUGUCACAGCAAAGGUAUUCUCUAGCUUAACGUUGAUGCUCUAUGAGAAAAAUGUAAUCUGUUCAAGGGGAUUGGUAUGUAAUGCGGCAUAUUAAUUGCUUUACUUGCAGAGUAAAAAGAGAUGUGAAAUAUAUGCAGAUUUUUUUUAUCAUGUUCAGAAUGAAACUGUUACAAAUCAACUUAAAAACUCAUUUGAUUAAUUGAUCCAUACUGAAAUAAAAAUUCUUGAUUCUUUCUACUGGCAAAAGUAUAUCAAGAAAUAGGCAAUAAGGCAAUCAGAUAAAACAGCAGGGAAAAAUAAAUAACCAAAAUGACAUAUUAACUGAGAAAUAUGUACCAGUUCAUUAUGUUUAUCAGUGGUCCAUGCUUAUGUUUUCUUUUCCCAACACUUCCAAACCACAUGCUUGUGAAUGCCUGGCUUUAGAUGUCUACUUUAAACAGUCAAAUCCAGUUUACAUGGAGCUAAAGAAAAAGAGUAAACUGAGAUAUUUCACUCCCCAGUGGCCAUUUUCCUUUUCACUGCUGUGUUGUGGACUAUCAUUUUUCUUCUCACCCGUACCUGAAAUAUUUCUCUGAUUCUGUGCAUUAAAUAUUUGUGCUAAACCAGAAUUAGUCUUCCAGAGCUGUCAUAUAUCUUUUUGCAUUAGAUUUGUCAUGUAAGCUUUAACACAAAGGCAACAAAGCAAUUAGUGAUACAGCUUAUAAACUCAAUUCUCUAAAAAAAAAAAUCAGAAAGGAUCCACUUUCCUUUUUCGUUCCUGUUCACUACUUCUUUUUCUCCUUCUCAUACUUAUUGAAGGGUUUAAGUAAUAUCUAAUGGCCUGGACUCAGUAGUUGUGCCAUACACUUUUGUCCAUUGAAUUACAGAGUAAACCUUCUUGCUUAAAGGGGAAAAACAUUAUUUUCUACCACAGGUGUCUGCAAGAGUUUUGAUUUAAAGCUCUGUGGGACUGAUCAGUUAUUAUCUUAUUAUCUAUAUUUAAAAACUACCAGAAAUUAUUUCUACAAAUGUUACUGUCAUAGUUUUUUUCCACAGCAAGUGUAGUGCCACUAGAAGUCUAAAACUGUAGAAAAGUGUUACUAGAAAAUGUUACUGCUACAACUCUGUCAAUUCAAAUGAAGACCUUUUCCUCUGAGGUUUUUGUGGAGAGCUUUUUUUUCCCAUUCCUCACUACCUUUGGGAUUUUACUGCCAUGACUGGAUGUCCCAGCGGCAUACAGCAGCUGGCUGGUCCCUGCCCACAUUAGAUGCUCUUUCUGCCUCCGCAUUCCCUUCUUAUUUUUUGUUCUGGGGAACAGUUCCUGUCCCUGCUUCUUGUUGUGCAGAGUCCUGCAUUGGGGAAACGGUUCUUGCAUUUUGAAACAGAGUUGGAAUAGUGACCAAGUUAAGAGAGGAAAUGCAUUUCAGCAUUGAUUUACUAAAGGUUUCCCGAGCUGUAGGUAGCAUUUGGAGUCUUGUAAAUGCCCUUUGCUUCUCCAUUUCAAUUUUCAGUUCUUAUCAAAAUCAGUGGAGUUCUUGAGGUGAUUGUCUGUUGGUUCUUAUACAUAAGCACUAUCAUGUAGGGAAUUUUUUUUAAGCUGGUGGUAUCUUGUAAUACACACUCUAAGCCUGUCUUAUCUCUUAUGUGCAAUUGCUACCAGCAGUGUGUUCUUCUCAGCAUCCUCCAAUCACUUGGCUGAGGCUGUUUCAGCUGCAUCACUGUUUUCUCCUUAAUUCUCUUUUUAUUCAUCUUCUUUUCAAAGAUCUUCCUAGUUCUGGAAAUACAAAGCUUCAGUGUGCAAUUUCUGUACUGAUACUAGCCUGGGUUCCACCACUUGGCACUCCAGGUUUGACUGACUUUUGGUCUAUAGCUGUGACCUCUACAACUGUGUCCCAUACCAGCAAACAGGUAUAGUUGACUUGUGUCAAACAAGUAGCAUCUUAGUUAUUGCAGGAACUCAUUCCUUCAUGGAGUUCGAUUUCCUAGUAUUCAAAUUAAAGUCAAAAAGAAACAGACAGAAGCAUCUUCAGGAUACAAGUCUGCAAAGGAACUGUCUGCCCCUGUGACAGGAGUGAUGAUUUUUCCUUUUUUCCUAGGGCUGUAUAGAAUUGUGGGUGCUGUGCAUCAUUCCCUCAUUUGGAGGGCUUCUGUAGCAUCUUCCCUUCCUCCGUAGGGUCGGGUACUUGCAACUCAGAGUAUUUUCUUUUACAGGACCCACCCUGAGGAUCUGUCUGCCUGUUUCACUUCUUUCUCUCUAGCCAGCAGCUCAUCCUACAAACAUGACUUCUAAGCAAUGGCGACUUUGAAUUUUGUCUUAUUUGUUCUGACUCACUUCAACCCUGCCACCUUUAAAGGGGGAAUCAAAUGACGCUAGGAAAACAAAUCCAGGCUUCUGACCUUCUUUGGCACCUGACCAGCAGUGUCCACAGAGGCACCAGGUAAGAAGACCUCAUGGAAAAAAAAGUGAAAUGUGCCUUGGAAGUUCUGUUAUCCUACUAGUUACUUCUUCAACAGGCUUGCCUAAGACAAGACCUCUUGUUCCUUCUGUUUUCUUGCGUUGGCCAAUUUCCUUGAAUCAACUUCUGCCUACUCUUCACUCCCAACAAAUCUCUUUGCCUUAUCUUGCUCCAUGUAGUAGAGAACUGGAGCAGAAUGAGUCUGCUGCCUGUUCCUCUUUCUCUAGGCUCUGGUCCUUCUUCAGGAAACACCCAUCACAAGGUAGGCAUUGAUAGCCUGCAGAGCAGCAUCACUUUAGAUGCUCGCCAUUCUUCAGCACUAAUACAGCUACACCACAAGCUCUGCCGCUGAGAUGAGAGUUUUGAGGCUGCACCAGAGCCCUUUCAGCCAAUUUCACAUUUCCUUAAAAAGCCAUUGAUAAAAAUCCAAACUAGAAUAUGGUUGGGGGGGUAAACGGUCUACUUUCCAGCCAGUUUCUUGGUCUGUGGUGUACCUGCUUUCACACCUUCAGAAGCAUCUGUUUCCCACUGAGACAGGAGUCAUUCCAGUCCAGAGCCGCUUUGGUGAUUUUCCGCAGCAGCAAGGCUCCUUCAGAAAGUGCUGGAGCCAGUUGUUCUACACCAAAGACAGUGAAGUAUACCAAGGUUGGGUGGAAAAAGGAGACAUCCUUCACAGGAGACAACUUGGGAAAUUUCUUUGUUUCCAGCUUUUUUAGUUUUGUACCGUGGACCUGUUAAUGAUCCUCAGAAUGCUUCCCAGAAAUACUGGGUUUCAUUUGGGUGAAUGUGUGAGCCAAAGGGACAGAUCCUUAGUGGGAAAGGAAUGGGGAAGCUCUUUUAAAUGUGGGGUCAUUUAAUGGAGAAGCACUUUUGAGCCCAGAACUCUGGGGCUCUUUUUUUUCUGAAAAGAACAUACAUAGCGAUCGUCUCAGCCUUCUGGGGAGGUAAGGUUUGAGUAGUAACUGUUUGAAGUCUUUCUCCCUUGUCUUCUUAAACAUAAGUAACUUUGACAGUUCUCAGGUGUUCUCAGACAUCGGUCUUUAUUCCUGCUCCCCCACCUCACCCAGAGCCCAUUGGGAUGAUCCACUGCCCUUAGGACGAUGAUGCCCAGAGUGCUCUGGGAGAGCACCUUGUUUCUAUGUGCAUAAGCUGUGGAGACCAUCAGCCUCUCCACGGAUGGUUCACACCAGAAAAGUGUUUAGAAAACGUUGUUGAACUGUUGCUAUGGGUCUGUUUGCGUAUCACUUGACAACUAGUAGCAGCUUCUCUGCGUGACAGAUGUUUAGUUGUUAACUGCACUUGCCACUUGGCUGUCUGCACCCAGACACCAAAUACUAUAUUCUGGCUGAGACACUUGGGAAGUAGCAUUUUAACAUUGGGGUUUUUUUGAGCAGGAUGGCCUGUGGAACCAAACCCUCUCUGCAUAAUCUCUUGGAACAUCAGCUUGGUAUCAGUGACAGCAUCAGUUUAGGUGUAGGCGCUCCCAUCAACCACAGCCUACCUGCCUGUGGCUGUGUGUAAUUACAAAAUUUGAACCAAAAGGGUGUGUGCGGACUGCCUGCGUACAGUGAGCUGGGGAUGGGAGAGGACUUAGGAAUAAAUCGCUAUUGCUACAGUUUAAGAAAAAAGUCUUUGAAUAAAAGCUAAAAGCUCUCGCCUGUAAACAUAUCCUGAAGAGCAGUGAUUACAGGGAAUAGUGCUGCUUGAGUAUUUUUAAGUGCUUUGGAUAGUGCUGGUGUAAGAUUUUCCUAGAGCAACCUAAGAUAACUUGUUAACUUCUCGUUGCUUCUUCAAAGUUACUGCAGGAGAUAACGUACGACAGGAAUCAGUCACUACUUUUUUUGGUUCGCUUUUUCCACCGUGUCCCUCUCCGUCUGCAACUGGUGAGAUGAGGGUAAGCUUGUGAGAAUUUUGACUGUCAAUCCAAGGGCACCUAAAGUAAGUGCUUCAGCACAAAAAGGAAGACUAUUGGUGUUAAAUGAGCCCACUGAGCAAAGGGAACUAUGUAUCCAGAGCAGUUUAUUGUAGGGAAGGUGUUGAGGAAGAUGCGGUAUUGGACACAGCUGUGAAGAAGUUCUGUUUGAAGGUGUCCCGAGGAUACCCUGAAAGAAGGAGGCAACUAGAAAAUAAAAAGAUAAGGCAAGGAAAAGCGGGAGGGACCCCUGAAGUGUAGAAAACUAGAAUACAGAAACAAACUCCCUCCCGCCU